GGGGUAGCGAUGCCGGUCGCCCCGAAGAACAAGGUGAAGAAGACGCGCAAGCUGCGCGGUGAUGUCUCGCACGGUUACGGCCGCAUCGGCAAGCACCGGAAGCACCCGGGCGGCCGCGGUAACGCCGGUGGCCAGCACCACCACCGGAUCAUGUUCGACAAAUACCACCCGGGCUAUUUUGGCAAGGUUGGCAUGGGGUACUUUCACAAGACGCAGCAGAAGUUUUUUUGCCCCACCAUCAACCUGGACAAGCUCUGGACGCUGGUCCCCGAGGAGACGCGGACCAAGUACGCCAGCGGGCCGAAGGCUGCGGUCAUCGACUGCGUGAGCAAGGGCGUGUACAAGGUGCUGGGCAAGGGCGAGCUGCCGAAGCAGCCUGUGGUCGUCAAGGCGAAGUUCUUCUCCAAGCUGGCGGAGAAGAAGAUCAAGGCGGUCGGCGGCGCGUGCUUGCUGGUCGCCUAAGCCGGCUCUAGAUUAGCCACACAUCGCUGUCUCGGGAGUGCCGUUGUUUUCGUACUAACAUCACGUGUAUUCAAAAA
Molecule: messenger RNA, 539 nt
Organism: Emiliania huxleyi CCMP1516
Lineage: Eukaryota; Haptophyta; Isochrysidales; Noelaerhabdaceae
Exons: 4
Coding region: 10-462 (150 amino acids)
Biological process (GO): translation
Cellular component (GO): ribosome; cytosolic large ribosomal subunit
Molecular function (GO): structural constituent of ribosome
Source: RefSeq, a predicted model, not a curated record